Molecule: messenger RNA, 1259 nt
Organism: Solanum stenotomum
Lineage: Eukaryota; Viridiplantae; Streptophyta; Magnoliopsida; Solanales; Solanaceae
Product: protein NDL1-like
Exons: 11
Coding region: 191-1258 (355 amino acids)
Source: RefSeq, a predicted model, not a curated record
ACCGUUGAAUAAAUAUAGAAAAACCAAAAUAAGCAAAAGUAUAGAGAGAGAAGAAGAGAGAGAGAGAGAGAGAAAAGGGAGAAGAAGAAGAUUGAAGAGAGAAAGAAUCGCUUGGUUUAUAAGCCAUUAAAGCCUUCCUUGUUGGAAUACCCAUUUACAUAUAUGCAUUGAAAAGUGAGAAAGGAUUGUAAUGGCAGAUUCUAAUUCAAGUACCGAUUCUGUUUCCAUUGAUGUUGAGACCAUUUAUCUUGGCGGAAAGGAGCACAUUGUACGGACUGGCUGCGGCUCUGUCUCUGUUAUAGUUUAUGGAGACCAAGAGAAGCCACCACUGAUAACUUAUCCAGAUUUAGCUCUAAAUCAUAUGUCGUGUUUCCAAGGAUUGUUCUUCUGUCCGGAAGCAGCUUCAUUGCUGCUCCAUAACUUUUGCAUUUACCACAUAAGUCCUCCGGGGCAUGAGUUAGGAGCUGCAGCAAUUUGUCCAGAGGAGCCUGUACCUUCAGUGGAUGAUUUGGCAGAUCAGAUAGUUGAGGUUCUUAACUAUUUUGGGCUGCGGUCAGUUAUGUGUAUGGGAGUAACAGCUGGUGCUUAUAUACUCACCUUAUUCGCGAUAAAACAUAGGGAACGUGUUCUUGGUUUGAUUCUUGUUUCCCCUGUAUGCAGAGCACCUUCUUGGAGCGAAUGGUUUUAUAAUAAGGUCAUGUCAAAUUUACUUUACUUCUAUGGAAUGUGUGGUCUGCUGAAAGACUUUUUACUAUACCGCUACUUCAGUAAGGAGGUUCGGGGGUCUGCAGAAGUUCCAGAAUCAGAUAUAGCUCAAGCAUGCAGAAGAUUGCUAGAUGAGAGGCAAAGCAUAAACAUUUUACGGUUUCUACAAGCUAUUGACGGGAGACCAGAUAUCACACAAGGAUUGAAGAAACUACAAUGUCGAACCCUCAUAUUUGUUGGGGAUAGUUCUCCUUUCCAUUCAGAGGCUCUCCACAUGACUGCUAAAUUGGACAGACGAUUCAGUGCCUUAGUAGAGGUACAGGAGUGUGGAUCAAUGGUGACAGAAGAACAGCCACAUGCAAUGUUGAUACCAAUGGAGUAUUUUCUCAUGGGAUAUGGACUAUACAGACCUAACCAGUUCAGUGGCAGCCCAAGGAGUCCUCUUAGUCCAUCUUGUAUCGCCCCCGAGCUUCUCUCUCCGGAGAGCAUGGGGCUCAAAUUGAAACCUAUCAAGACCCGGAUUGAAUCCAAGCUCCUCGGUGAACAACAAUAAU